GGUCUCAGCUUCAGUGGUUGCGUCACAGUCUGGAGUCGCCUUCUGCUGCUUUUGCCUGGGUAGCGUGAGGCUUUCAUUAGUCCUGGAGCGCUUUGUCCUGAAGUCCCUGUGGCGUCUUGAAGAAAGCAUCCCCUCCUACACUCCCCUACAUGGAGUCCACGCUCCCGACAACAGAGUCCCAGGGACCAAUGCUGUUUGAGGAUCUGGCUGUGUAUUUUUCUCAAGAGGAAUGUGUGAGUCUGGGCCCUGCCCAGAGGCCCCUCAGCAGAGAUGGAACACAGGAAUGUUUUGAGGAUGUGCCCUUGAUGGGAGAGGAAAGCAAGACUGAGAUUAACCAGCAGUUAAGUCUAGAGUCUAUGGAACUUGAAGAGCUUGACUUAGAAAAGUACUCCAUUGCUGCGCCCCUUGACCAUUACCUAGAAAAAUCCUCUGAGGAUGAAGUUGGAAACCCUGAAAGGAAAAUAUCAGGUGGAACUUCCAUCUGCAAGAAAAAGUUCAUAAGCCUUUCAGUUACCAUUGAAAACCACACCCCAUUAGUAGAACUAUCUCAAUGUUUAGGAAUCAGAACACUUUCUGAAAUUCUUGAAAUUCCCUGGGAAGAAGCCAAAACGGUGUACAAAUGUUCUGAAUGUGACCAAAGUUUCACUGAUAAUUCAUACUUUGUUUUGCAUCAGAAAAUUCAUUCGGGAGGGAAAAAAUAUAAAUGUGGUGACUGUGGGAAGAUUUUCAAUCAUAGAGCCAACCUGCGGACACAUAGGAGAAUUCAUACUGGUGAGAAGCCGUAUAAGUGUGCCGAGUGCGGUACCAGCUUCCGCCAGCCCUCACAUCUGUCCCGGCACAUGAAUAGCCAUGUAAAGGAGAAACGCUAUACAUGUGGCAUAUGUGGGAGAGGUUUUAUGUGGCUUCCAGGACUGGCACAGCAUCAGAAAAGCCAUACUCCCGUAAAAGCCUAUGAGUGUGCUAAAGGUGGUAAAUAUUUUGGUGAGAAAACACAUCUUGCUUUGCAUGAGAAAACACACACAUCAGUCACCCAGUACCAGCACACUCAGUGUGUGAAGAGCUUUAGGCAGCCCUCACACCCUGCCCUCUCCGAGAAGGGCCAGGAGGAUGAUUCUGAAUGCUGCAGCGAUGAUUUUGAAAAUUUUUUCUCGUUUGCAAAGUUCAAACCCUUACAAUGUUCUGAGUGUGAUAUGACUUUUCCUUCUUUCUCUGAGCUUAUUUCCCAUCAGAACAUUCAUACAGAGGAAAAGCCCCAUACAUGCAAAACAUGCACAAGAAGUUUUACUUCAGACUCAGAACUUGCACGCCACCAGAGGAGCCACACAGGAGAGGAACCUUUUAAGUGUACCGUGUGUGGGAAAAGUUUCAGGGUGAAUGUGCAUCUCAUUACUCACAAGCAAACCCAUAUGAAAAACACCGUGUGAAUAUAACAAGUUUCUGUUAAAGCUUGGGCUUUUCAGUAUCUAUACGGUGGAAAAUAGUUCCUGUUUAUGUGCCAGGCGCUGUGAUAAGCACUUUAUCCACAUUCCACGUAAUCUCACUACAACCUUGAUUUAGGCAGCAUUAUUUCCAUUUUAUAGCUGAAGAAGCAUACUCAAUGUCAUAAAGCUAAUGAGUGAAACCAGGAUUCAAACUUAGUUACUAUUCAAAUACCAUUUGUAUGAGCCAGAGAAAGAGAACUUUAAAAAUUUUUUUAGUUUUCAUUAAGACCAAGGCUUUUGCUAGAGUUCUUUUAAUUUUGUUUAUGUGGUUUUUAAGUAAGCUUUAGAAGGAGGAGAGUUUAUUUAUUUUCUACCAGUACUGCAGAGAUAGUAUCUAGGAAAGUAAAUACUUAUUUAUCUGUUUUAUACUUCUUUUUUUUACUAUAAUUAUUUGAAUGUAAUUUUUGUAUGAGACGAUUAUUGUUUUACAUGUGAAUUUCUAGAGUUCAGAAGCUUUUCCCCAUCACCCUGUAAAAAGUUCCCAAAUGAGUGGACUACUUGAUAACUUGAUGGCUGUUAGUAUCCAUGGAGUUCUCAUUUUCAGAUUUGAUGCCAGGGGCAGGUACUGGCAUUUAUGACCCAAAUGUUUGCAAUGAGUUUUGGCAGUCUUAACUACAACCCUUUUCUAGAGGCUGGGCUUGACUUGGGGGAGGGGCCGACAGAGGGGGUGGGAAUUACUUGCUCCUUUCUAAGGUGAUUUGCCUCCAGAUCUCUACUGAAGCACAUUACCUGUUUUGCUAUGAAUAAUCAUGAUUUUUUUAGUGAGCAUGCUAGGUACUUUAGGUAUGUUAUCUAAUUUAUUCUUUAUAAUAAAUCUGUGACAGAGAAGACUGUCCUUGUGUCCUAGUAAGGAAACUGAAGCCCUCAGAGGGUAAAGUGGAUACUUUGCCCAGCUCAAAAAAAUCACAUUGUGGUGAAGCUGGCAUUUAAACUUGGUUUUUUUGUGGCUCCGAAGGCCAUGCAUUCUGCAACACUGCGUUAUUUGUUGUCACUCACGCCGUGCAUCAGCACUGCAAACAGCCAGGAAGGCCGAGAUAGGUGCGUGAGAACAGUCUUCACAGAGGCCACCCUGUGCGAUUGCCUCUUGGCAUUUUAUCUUCACUUUCUUUGCACAUCUAAAGCCUGACUUGCGUGUACAAUUAUAAAGCAACAGAAGACUCCCCAGGACUUCGAGUGCAAACUCCCAUCUCUAUAAGAUCAGAGAUGGCAAACUACAGAGUACAGUCCUGAAGGUUUGGCUUAAAAAAAACUAGCCAUAACAUUUCCUUUCCAUCUCCAAAGAAAAAUACAUAUAGAAAAUUGUUAGAUUUCAACCAAAUAGUUGAUAAUAUAUAGGUCUUUAGAUAUUGCUAUUACAGAUAUUGUAGCAAAACAUUGUUAAAUAGUAAACUUAUUGAUGUUAAAGAACACGAGAAUGUUGUAAAUAUACAUUUAUAUAGAAUUUUUCUUUAAAGAAAAAUUGUAUACCUAUCAGCAAAACAAUAUUUAUAUAGGAUUUUGAUUGGGAUGUAAGAAUGGUCUUAUUCUAUUUAUAUAGACAGUAUAAAAGUACAGUAUUUGCUAACAUGGAAUUAUUGCCAGGAAAUUUCAUGAGCAAAAAUAAAGGCCUCUUGAGGACUAAUUGGAUGGAGAUUAGUACCUGGAAGGUGUCUUACAGAACAGCAGAUUGAGAAUUGAAUAUGCAAAAAGAUGCUGGCUACUGCACACCUAAGCGCUUAACACUGAUCAUAGGCAGGAAGAUAAUUGUUGGUGAGUAAGCAAACUGAAACUAACAGCCCUAACCCAGCUUGCCUACUCUUUUUUUUUUCUUUUUGUCAUUCUUGUAUUUUGUUUGCAGAUUCACAGGUGAGACCAUGUGCUCUGUGUGUCAAGGUCAGACUUGGCUCUUUGUUUCUGAUGUCUCUACUCUUAGGAUAAUGGAUGCCAGUAAAGUGUUUUAAAUUUCAGGGUCUUAAAUUUAAAAACAAGGCUUUCUGUACUCUUCAACAGGUCUUUUGUCUGAGGUGCUUCGAAUUGUGUAGAAAGAUGGUCUCCGAUUAAAUUUUUUAUUAGCCAUCUCUGGGAUAUAAUGAUCUUCGUUAAAUAUCAACAAGAGCACCACCUCCCUGCUCUGCUUUUGCCCACAGUGUGAGAAACUGGCAUCGUGCCUCAUUAGCACAUGUAAGGGGUUCUAAUAUUUCAGUUGAAGACUGAAGAGUUUCAGGGUGGGGAAUGAAAGUGGGAAAGAGGCUCCUACUAACAGAGUUUCUGGAGAAACAGAGAGGAAUCCUAGAAGGUACUUGAACAGAAUGUGGCUGUUAUAAUAAAUGGAAGCUGUCAUCCUUUCCUUUGCUCUUAAGAAAGUAUAGGAGAAGGUGAGAAUUUAUGCUGUAAGUUCUGUUCUGCACCUCAAUAUGGAAAUUCACCUUUCCAAAUGAGGCUUCCUUCAUAAUUAACCUCUCAGUUUUUGCAGUUUUCUUUAUUUCCAGAUUUUGGAAGAUAAUUCCCAAGCUCCAUAAAAGAUUAGAAAAAUAGCACUUUUACAGAAACAUUAACAUAUACAUGGGUAUAAUUAAAAUGGCUUUUUGGUAUAAUAUUGUUAAUGAUUGGUAUACAGAACAAAAUGAGAAAAAAAGACAAAACGUGAGUGUUAGUUACUGUGAAAUAGGCAUAUGUUCAGUUGUUGCCUUAUUGUGCACAUGUACCUAAAACAUUUGCUGGAUGUAAUUCUAGCUGGUCUGUCCCCAGGGAGUUGAAGGAAGAUGUGUGUUUGCCGGUGAGAUUCAGGCUGUUUCUAUGAUGAUGGCUUUUUCACCCUUCUACUUACAAUGCCAACUUAUGCAGACAGAUUCCAUAAGAUUGUCAUGAACUCAGAGAUAUCAUUAGCCUACUAUGUUAGGUGCUCUUAAAUACUGGAUAAAAGUUAAUACAGGGAUGAAAAACUAAAUGAAAGAGUUCGUUGCUAUGAAUGGUUGGUUAACUACAUUUUGCAGCGUGGACACUGACACACUAUGCAGAGUGAAAACUUAGUGCUGAAGAUAUGAACUCUUGAACAAAUUCCUUAGUUUUUGUUUUUGGUGCAGUGAUGAAAUCUGUACUCGAGAGUUCCUUAACAUGAUUGCUGGAAUGUCAGGUUCUGUUAAACAGUCAUCAUUGAUGAAAACAGCAUUUUUCCAAUAGAAUUCAGAUGUCAAAAGUUUACAUUUUGUAAUUUAAGAAAUUGUAGAAUUUAGUUGUUGUUCUUGAAGGAGUUGUAUUCAAAAUAGUUUUGUUUAGAGCUCUGUUGAUACAGGUAAUAGUCUAUUCACAUCUCCCCAUUUAACACAGAAAGUGACUAACCCAAUAGUUCAAGGAGUUAAAACUAAAAACAAAGGACAUUUCACAGUGAGAGUUAUUUUGAUUCUGACUCCUAAGAUUCGAUAUAAUUAAGUGGCAGUGUUCUAGUGACUACAGUAUAAGAUGUCACAGCAUAAGAUGUCAUACAAUCUGAAACUGCAGAUUUUGCUCAAAAUAAUCUGCAAUUUACUGCAUAUGUGUACAAAGGGAAACAGCAGGUUAUAGUUUAUCUGAAUAAAGAGUAUUUUGAAUGUUAAAUUUGUUAUCCCUGUGGGAUCUCAGUAAGAAAGUAUUUUUGCUUUGACUGUGUUAAAAAAGUAACUAAAUGAUCUUUGUUAGAAAUGUGUAUAUUCAUCUGCUUUAGUUUUGUAGAUUAGGAGAGCUAUUGAUCUGAUAUAAAAGUAAGCAUCACCCAUCUUUCCAAGGCCCAUCUGACUACAGGUGUUUUGUCUUUUAUUUUUAAGUUGACAUCCCUCCUUGCAUGAACAGGCUAGGGAGGAGGGGGAUGUGAUAUAAGUAUUCAUUUAUAUAAACCUAAGAAUAUGCUGUAAUCUCUAGUUCCUUUGAAUACCUCAGAAGUAUGUUUGUUGUAUUGCACUUCUACUGUUUAUUUGUUUAAUGUUUUAAUAUUACUGUUUUUGGUGCAUUCUCAUCAUUCUUAACUCUAGAUUGCAAGCUCUCAAAAGGCGGUGAUCGUCUAUCUGACGUGCAAUUUGGCAUCUAAUAAAUACAAUUUUAUGAUGAUGGCAA
Molecule: messenger RNA, 5546 nt
Organism: Galeopterus variegatus (Sunda flying lemur)
Lineage: Eukaryota; Metazoa; Chordata; Mammalia; Dermoptera; Cynocephalidae
Gene: ZNF597
Product: zinc finger protein 597
Exons: 4
Coding region: 150-1424 (424 amino acids)
Biological process (GO): negative regulation of transcription by RNA polymerase II
Molecular function (GO): DNA-binding transcription repressor activity, RNA polymerase II-specific
Source: RefSeq, a predicted model, not a curated record